Messenger RNA from Eupeodes corollae, 862 nucleotides. Its product is annotated as histone H1.2-like. Gene Ontology annotation, molecular function: DNA binding. The record is from RefSeq and is a predicted model, not a curated record. The coding region runs from base 106 to 714 and encodes 202 amino acids. Gene Ontology annotation, cellular component: nucleosome. NCBI's taxonomy places the organism in Eukaryota, Metazoa, Arthropoda, Insecta, Diptera, Syrphidae. The transcript is spliced from 2 exons. Gene Ontology annotation, biological process: nucleosome assembly.
UAAAACAAAACUGUACGAGUACUUAGUUCAAAGAACAAAUUUUACAAUAAUUUGUCUAGUGCAAGUGAAUACUGGUGAAUAAUUUAUUAUAAACAAACUUAAAUUAUGGAUGAAUUAAUUCCAAUCAGUUCAACGCCAAAGAAACAACGAAGCUAUCAUCAUCAUCCAACUACGAGAGUUAUGGUAGAUGAUGCUGUAAAAGUUCUUAACAAAUGCUCCUACCGAGCUAUCAAACAAUAUAUUGUAGCAAAAUACCUUGUGGACCUGCGCUACUUGCUUAAACGAAUAAAAAGUUAUAUCCGAGAAUCUGUAGCUAAUGGAAAAUUCAUACAAAUAACAGGUCAUGGUCUAAAUGGAUCAUUUAGACUAUCAGCUGCCGCCAGAAGAAAUCCAAAGAAAUUCUUCAUCCGUCAAAGGAAAAUUAUGACAAGAAAGGAUAAACAAAAUAAAUUAAAUAAAAAGCCAACCACCUUCCUAAUGGAACCCAUAAUUCAUCGACGAACUUCCAUAACCAUUAAUUCUAUAAAAAGGCGAUUAAGUCGCAGUUCUGGAAGCUUAAGAAGUCCUAGGCCCAGGUUGGUCAAGAAUGAGAAUCAAUCCAGCUUUCAAUCGAAUGACACCAAUAACAAUGAUUUACCAUCAACAUCAUCCGACGCUAUUGACAAACUUAAAAGGAAUAUGCGCAAUUGUUGUAAACUCUCACAUAUGUGUUGAUCAUUUAUGUUUGUAAUUAAUUAAUAAUUUUUUUUGUUAUGUUCCUUUUUUUAAGUCUAAUUAUGUUUUGUGUUUAAUGUUUAAUGUUUUAUGUUUUUAUGCAUUGGUUUAUUAGAUUUUAAGAUUUUAUUAAUAAAUAUGUGAUGUU